Molecule: messenger RNA, 3062 nt
Organism: Dromaius novaehollandiae (emu)
Lineage: Eukaryota; Metazoa; Chordata; Aves; Casuariiformes; Dromaiidae
Gene: KNOP1
Product: lysine rich nucleolar protein 1
Exons: 5
Coding region: 463-2340 (625 amino acids)
Source: RefSeq, a predicted model, not a curated record
CUGCUCAUGGCAUAAAUGUGCUGACAAAGGAGGUGGAUAGCAAGGAUGUGAAAUAGCAAAGAGAAGCAAAUUAAAGUAAUCACAAACCUUUGAAAGGAUCUUGGAAUACUGACUGUGCAGGCAAAAAAAUGAUAGAAGUACAGUGUAAAUAAAUGCAAAGUGAUUCAUACAUGGGAAAAAACCCAUCGUAACUAUAGAUAUCAAUUGAUGUAUUUAUACAUGUGUGUCAUUGUGAUUUAGGAAAGAUCUUUGAAGAGUAGAUAGUUCUGUGAAAAUGUCAUGCUUAGCUGUCAAAAACACAAAAAGUUAGGAGUUACCAAGGCAGCAAUAAAGAGCAAGACAAAAAUCAUCACUUCACCACUGCAGUGGGCUGAAUUUUCAGUGCCGCGUGCAGGUCUGAUUACCUCCAUCACAGAAAGCAUGUUGUGAAAUUGGAAAAAGACUGCUAGGGACAAUCAGAGAAUGAUAAUAAAGAAAAAGGGAAAAGAAGUUCAUGAGGAAACUGCACAGAAAAAGAAAAAGGUGAAAAGCAGCGGGACCCAGACUAUCAUUAAAAUUGAGAAAGAUGAUCAAAGUGUCAUUAAAACUAAGGAUGAUGACUGUUUUGAGACAAAGGCAAAAACAAAAGGAAGGAAAAAGAAAAGUUUAAAAGAGGAUGAAUGUUUAGACCAAUUAAAAUCGAAGAAGAGCAAAAACAAAAAGAAGAAAGUUUGCACUGAAUUACAGGAAGAAGCACAUUCUGAAAGCUUGGUGAAUGUAGAAAGCCAUCUGGAUUUAGAACCACAAGAAGAAUCAGAGAAACAAACUAAAAUUGUCAAAAAGAAGAAAAAAAAAGACCCACAUCAUUCCUUCUUAUCAUGGGAGAAUAAUCAGAGUAGUGAUGUAGGCCUUUCAAAUCAUCAUACAGAUGGUACUCAGGAAAAUGAAUUUGCUUUCAAGAAAAGCAGGAAGAACAUUGCUUUGAAUUUGGAAUGGGAUGAUGAAGUAACUAAGAAAAAAAAGAAGAAAGGCAUUUUUUCUUUAGCAUUAGAGGACUACCAGGACAGUGAACAAAAACAAUCAAAAAAAGAUCUUAAAAAAACUCACAAAAACAUGUCACGAGAAAAAGAUGUUACUGGCAAAAACCAUGGAACAGAUAUUGUCCAGAAUGAUGGGGAGAGUUAUAUGAAGAGAAAGAAGAAGAAAAAGAAAAAAGAUAAGCCUGCCUCCAUUUUACCACUGACAUGUAAUCAGGACAAUAUCCAUGGAGUUAAUGAUAGCCACAUUGCAAUAAAUGACUUCAGAAAAAGGAAAAGAAAGAAUUCCCAGGAGUUUACAUUCGUGAAUAAAGAGGAAGAAGAUAACAUUGAGAACUCUGAAAGUUCUAGAGAGACAACCAAGAAGAAGAAGAAGAGAAGCAAAAUUGUUUCCUCUUCAAUAUGUGAAGAUAAUCAGGACCACAGUCAUAGAGUUCCUGAUGAGUAUCUACCUACACAGCAAGAAGUUGAGUCUGAAGAAGAAGAGCUUUCUGGAAAAAAACAGAGGAAGAAUAUCAAGGAUAAUAAUGAUGUAACCAAGAAGAAAAAGAAAAAGAAGAUUCAAAAAGAGGAGGAGGAAACAGUUGAUUCAAUAUUUGCCAUAAGUGAUGACAACACAUCCAAAAGCAAAAAAAUAAUGCUACCAGAAAGCAAUGAAAAGGAGGAGGAGAGUGGAACCAAGCUAGCUGAAUGUGUCACAGGGGAUGUUGUAGAAAGGGUAUUAUGUAAUUACAAUCAUCUGCUCUCUGACAAAAAAACUAAAAAAAGAAAAAAAGUACAGCGGGAUUCUGCUGAAGAACCGGGUUCAAAAGCAAAUAUAAAAAAGAAAAAGGUCAAGAGAGAAAACACGGGAAAUGAGGCCUCGGAACAUGUGGAUGAUGUAACUAUUGUGCAGGAAAAAAAAGGAAACUGUGAUGAAAUUAAUAUAGACAAGGUGAGACGGCAGGCUCUGCAAGAAGAAAUCGAUAGAGAAUCUGGCAAAACUAAGGUUUUCAGUACCAAAGUGGAACCGGAUACAAAGUUUGGCCAGUGGAGUACAGCUGCUUUUCAAAGUCCUGACCAAGGAAUGAAGUUUCUUAGACUGAUGGGGGGUUUUAAAAAGGGCUCUGCGUCUAUGCAAGAUCUCUCAGCGACUGCGAACAAACCGAACAUGGCUCUGAACAGGGAAGGGGAAGAGAAGUUACAGCAGGCCCUGAAAAUGGAAUUUGAUAAAGCAAUGGACUUGAAGCAACACAGAAGAAUUGGUCUUGGAUUCCAACCUGCUGCCAACAAAAAAGUGUACAUAGACAAAUACACAUCUAGAUCUAUAAAACUUGAAGAUUAAACUCUUAAGUAAUAAAAAGAAUUAAAAUUCAACAAGCAAAAUUUUUUUGCUUUUCCUUUUUACUUGAAAUAAAAAAUCAAAAUGUUUUUAAAAAUUGAUUUAUGAGGUAAUUGCAGUACAAGUUUUCAACUGGAUACUACAGUGUCUGUGGAGCUGGGUCUUCACUUCAGCUGAACAGUAAGUUUUUGAAACCUUUACAGUGCUUUUUACAAGGCAAGAGAGCCUUCAACAAAGACUGAAGACACACGGGCAAAGCCUGCAACAAGUUGCAGCUUGGUAAAUGUUUUUUAUGAUGCUGAUUUCAUAAUUAGCUACAUUAAUGAUUCAAAUGGAAUUUAGUAUUUGGUGGAAUUUUCACAUUUUUGCACUCAGUGAGUGGUGCGAAGCAAUGGCUUUUUACUUCAAAGAACUGCUACUGGUGUACCUACAGAUUGGACAAGGGGAGGAUUUUUAAUCUGAAAGUGGAUUCUUAAUUAGCAUAUUUGUUACAAUGAUGCAUAUUGUUGAAUAUCCUGUGCAUUUUAGUAUGCUGUGGCAGUUUGGUUUUCAAAAAGUUGCGCUUAUCUGGAUAAAUGAAGAUAAAUGCUUUCUGGAUAGCAGCACCAAAUAUAUGCUUCUAGAUUUGCUGAAUUAUAGAAGGCAAGACAGUUUUAAUAGGGUGCUUAUGGGUUUCAUUAUAAAUCAGUUUGAAUGAAAUUUCUAACCUUUGGAUUUUUCAGUCA